Molecule: messenger RNA, 1909 nt
Organism: Galleria mellonella (greater wax moth)
Lineage: Eukaryota; Metazoa; Arthropoda; Insecta; Lepidoptera; Pyralidae
Product: thioredoxin-related transmembrane protein 2 homolog
Exons: 4
Coding region: 81-878 (265 amino acids)
Cellular component (GO): cytoplasm
Molecular function (GO): oxidoreductase activity, acting on a sulfur group of donors, disulfide as acceptor
Source: RefSeq, a predicted model, not a curated record
UUCAACAUCUAUCUAAUACCCAUAUCUUACGUCUCCUCUUAUUUUAUCACAAAAAUAAUUCAAAUUAUUAACACAAAACAAUGUCUUUUAAUAAAGAUUUGCGGCAAUUAAUAAAGCCGUAUUAUUGGAUUAACAUUUUACUCAGUGUUUCUUACGUUGCAAGCAAGCGGACGUCCGUAAUUUGUAAUUUCUUAUUCCCCGGUGCCGAUUGUGAACUAGACAGUCAUGAGACGGAAAUAUUGUUUUUCUUAAUUAUAGUUGUGAUGCUGAGGACUCGUAAGGCGGGAAGUGUGACAAUGAUCAAUUAUUUGUCGUCCUCGUUCGUUUAUACGAAGAUUACUAACUUAAUCCUGUGGUUUUAUGCCGAUAUAAGAUACGGUCUGCCAUAUGGAGCAAUAGUGAUCUUAUGUGCCCUACUGCUCCCCGAACCAACAUACUCCGGUCCAGAGCAUAUCACCUACUUCCGCGGCCAGCAGUCUCUUGAAGAUGAACUCAAAAGGCACAAGACAACAUGGCUAGUCUGUCUGUACGCGGCGUGGCAUCCAGCCUGCGUCAACUUCGCUCCAGUCUUCGCCGAAUUGUCAGCUAGUUACAGUUUGGAUAAUUUUAAAUUUGGAAAAUUGGAUGUGGGCAGGUACCCCGAGGCAGCUGCAAAAUACCGGAUACAGGACGGCCCGACCAGCAGACAGUUGCCUACAGUUCUUCUAUUCAGCGAAGGUCAAGAGAAAAUGAGAAGACCCCAGCCAGAUCACACUGGAAAACUUCAGAAAUUCUUAUUCUCAAAAGAUAAUAUGAAAGCGGCCUUCGAUAUAGACGGCCUAUACCAGGAAUGCAAAGAGAAGCUUUCAAAUGCCAAAAAUAAUAAGAAGACUGAGUAGACCAGUAAAAGACCGAGUAGACCGAGUAGACCAACAGUAGACCGAGCGUACCUAAGCACGAUAAGUAUUGUAAUGACUCGACAAAUUAGUUAAACGCAAGAAAUACUAUUAACCUAUUGCCUAAGUGAAUAAUGUACACCUAAGUGAAGCUUUUCUAUUUAUUUUAAGACAAUUUCGUUAUAUGCACAAUAUCUGAUUUGUAUUUUUUUUUUUAUAUUUAAAUAAGUUACAUUGAAUCUCUUAUUUAGGUUCGACCAAGUAGUAAAACUGUUUGCUGUGUGUAUUCCGGCAUAAAAUGGGCCACCGCUUCCUUUCCCAUGGGUUUUGUAAGAGAUGAAUAAGGGACGGUGUAGGAUGGGCAGCAACGUUCUUAUUAAAACAUCUCCAAGUGUCUUGCCAAGCGUGGCAGCUACUAGCAAACCUCCCGUUAUAGGGAAGGCUUAUGUCCAGCAGUGGACAGUUAGUAGCUGGAAUAUUAAGUAGUAAAACUGAUUAUUUUGUUCAAUCCCUUUACCAUUAUUAUUAUUAAAAAAAAACCAGGUUUUUUUUUUCAAACAGAAAAACCUGUGACACCGCGACCUUUCCAUGGUCUUUUGUGCUCGCCCUUUCUAAAGUUCGCUGCUAAUUUCCUAUCAGUGAUGGGAAUUUUAAGAUGUUCUUUGUAGCGAUGUUUUUUAUCUUACGAUACAGAGUGUGUUUUCCAAAGGAGAUCUCACUAUUAUAAAAAUUGAUUCAUUGAUAUUUUUUUUUAUACAACUUAGAAUGGCAAACAAGCUGGCGGCCCACCUGAUGGGAAGUGGUAACCGUCGCCUAUAGACAUGAGCAGUACCGUGGACAUAACAGAGUAUACUGUUUCGCUCAUGAUACUCGUUAUUUUUCGUGAGUUCUCCCAUUAUUCGUUACCUAUUCUCUUAUAUGUCUAAUUAUAAGCGUUGUUAAAGUAUAUUAAUAAAUUUGUGUUCAAAUUUACAUUAAGUAUGUGUGAAAUUGCUUUAAAUAGUUUUUUUUUUAAAUAAAUAUUUAUUGUUUAA